Fibroporia radiculosa is the source of this 1311-nucleotide messenger RNA. RefSeq lists its product as uncharacterized. The record is from RefSeq and is a predicted model, not a curated record. The transcript has a single exon. Lineage: Eukaryota; Fungi; Basidiomycota; Agaricomycetes; Polyporales; Fibroporiaceae. The coding region runs from base 1 to 1311 and encodes 436 amino acids. Gene Ontology annotation, molecular function: nucleic acid binding; protein binding.
AUGGAAGACGGAGAGAUUAACGACAACGAUACCCACCACCCUGGAAACGCCUUAACACCUGAUACCUUGAUCGAGUCGAACGUCGGAUAUUCCUACUCACCUGCUCUGGAAUGGCCUGGAGAAGGUAUUGAGCCGUCCGUAUACUCUUCUGGUGAUUUUCAUUCUAGCUGGUAUGCUCCCGACGACUAUGACGCAUCGUCUUCCCCGGGGGCAAGUCCGCAUACCCAUUCCACGACCUUUCUGCGCCUUCUUGUCGAACGAAGCUCCAUCCUUCCACGCAAGCAAACCCUCGCAGUAAUAGAUGGCUUCAAUGACGUCCAAGUUGGACGUGACAUGGCCCCUCCAGGGAGCGUUACGCCACGGAUCCGUCUGAAGGAGAUGGAGGUGUCAAAGUUUCACGCGACGGUCUACUGGGACCAGGAACGACGUGAGUGGGCUGUUGUUGAUAUGGGCUCAAAGCACGGUACCUUCCUCAAGUCCCAUCGCAGACUGGCCCCUUCUGCCGGAGCGAUGAGUUCCAGUACGGUUACCGCGCUUCCUACAUCGGGUCCGAGCAAUGACCGGGGAGUGAGGCUGUCUCCGCCGCGAAUCGCGAGCAUUCCGCGCCGUAUCCAGCACCUUGACCGCCUGAGUGUAGGGGGAACGACGUUCAUCGCUCAUAUUCAUGAAGAUAGCAUUCCCUGCGCAGAUUGUUCGCCACAAGGUGGUGAUGAAAUACCUCUCCUGAACACGCCGAAGGCAGACCAAAAUAGCGAUGCGAGUAGGAAACGGAAACGUGAGGCUGACGCACUCUCGUAUGGAACUACAUCUUUGCCGCCCGCCGAAAGAGAUUCCAAGAAGGCUCUCUCGAUGCUCAAACGUACUUUGUUAUCGCGUCACGAUGCUUCUGCCACGAAAGUGGACGCGUCUCGUUAUACAGACAGAAGUGCGCGGCGACGGGCUCUGCAUCCUGACGCUCCUCCAGAGAUUCCCCACACUGACAGCCGCCAUCCACCCGGCCCAUCUGCAGUCUCCUCUGCACCAGCCACGUCUCUUGCUACGCGACCAGUCUCUGCACCACCUGCGCCCCUUCCAGAGACCAACAUUGGGCAUCGCCUCUUGAUGAAGCAAGGCUGGCAGCCUGGCACUGGGCUCGGUCAAGUGGGAAGCAGCGACAUAGUCUUGGUUGACCCCUUAAGUGCAAGCGGGAACACUGGUCGAGCUGGUCUCGGGAUGUCUGGGACAAAUACAGAGUAUAGCUCAGAACAUACUCCUCUGGACUGGAAGGAGGGCGGAAAGUUGCGGCGCUGGGCCGACUUCAAACCGACGUGA